Molecule: messenger RNA, 970 nt
Organism: Drosophila pseudoobscura
Lineage: Eukaryota; Metazoa; Arthropoda; Insecta; Diptera; Drosophilidae
Product: sperm flagellar protein 1-like
Exons: 2
Coding region: 480-878 (132 amino acids)
Biological process (GO): regulation of cytoskeleton organization
Cellular component (GO): axoneme
Molecular function (GO): microtubule binding
Source: RefSeq, a predicted model, not a curated record
CGUUCAGGUUUCAGCCAUGCACUGCUUGAACCAAACCUUCAGGUUUCAGCAGCGCGCCGCUUGAACAAAACCUUCAGGCUUAGUCGCAACUCAAGCAGAUCAACCAGAAUUAAUCAUUUCGAAUGGAUAAAUAUAAAUAAGUAAAUAUAAAUAAAGCAGAUACUGGCUCAAAUGUCACCUCGAUUGCUGAAGGCAGGAGACAAUAAGGUGGCCUUUUGUGGCCUGACCUUCCCCUUCCCAUCCCAUUUCCUUUUGAGGACAACAACAAUUCCUGGCUGAAGAACUUAAUCCUUGGAUGAACAUCGAAGAUCUUUCAAAGAUUUCGGAUUGGAACUCCAAGUGUUCGUUUUCUCAAAUGUCACAAAAAUUCUCCCAGAUCCUCACAUUCUCGGCUCCCAUUUAACCCCCAAAAACAUUAACUUUUAGGCUUUUAAAAAUUGAGCUAAAUUUUGUAGUCUUGUAAAAGAGAGGAAAGGAUAAUGUCACGCCUCACCAAAUUGAACGAUAUGGAACAUUUGAUGCUGAACCACUGGCUGGAUACGCACGACAUCAAACUCGAUCAUCACACACGAAAUCAGUUUCGCGAUGCCCUGGCCAUUGCCAGAGUCUUCGAGAAGAUCCAUCCAGAAGUCGUUGAUUUGCACAGCUACAUACCCCGCACCAGUGUGGCCAUGAUGAUUGAGAACUGGAAGAUAUUCAAUAUACGGGUCCUGACCAAACUCAAUAUUUGUAUCUCACAAACGGAUAUGGAGAGGCUGGCCGUGGGCGCAGAGGGUGCCAUCGAAUCGCUUCUAUAUGAUCUAAUGGUCGCCGACUACAGCCUGAUGAUGCGUUUCGAUUCGGAUAAAUCUUUUAAUCAUUUCGAUAAUGUCGACUAAGUGAUUUGCCAACUAUUAAUAUUUACUAUUUGAAACUAUUAUAUUUACAAACUAUAAAUUAAUUAAUGAAUGUGUAAAAGAUGAAUAGCUCA